Molecule: messenger RNA, 1884 nt
Organism: Lachancea dasiensis
Lineage: Eukaryota; Fungi; Ascomycota; Saccharomycetes; Saccharomycetales; Saccharomycetaceae
Source: the annotation of a GenBank genome assembly
AUGUUUUCUUUGGGAAAGCUUUCAAAUUCGGCCAAUCACCCUGUCUAUUUUGAUAUCAGGUUAAAAUCACCCUAUAAGAAUAUACUUUUAAUUCAUGGAACACCACUAGAGGCAGAACCCAUUCCAAUUUCAGGCCAUCUAGUUUUCUCGCUUCCCGAAUCCAUCUCUGCCAAGAAAAUCUCGCUAAGGUUAGUAGGCACUUUCAAAUUAGAGUUCCUGCAGGUCGGGCAACACAAGAAUUCCAGUCUGGCAAGUAUCGUAAAAGAACGCCGAACGAUAUUUGAGUGCAAUUGGAAUAAUCUACUCAUUUCAUCAGAAGGAAUUUUGGCUAAAGGCGCAGACCAAAAUGAGGCCCCUCAAAAAGCAGCUCCUCCAUCUGCCCUUUCCAAUACGUCAAUCAAUAACUUGUGGAAGCCUAUCAAGAGGAGCACAUCUACACCUUUACUCAACCUUUCACCAAAUGGGGGCUUUGAUGGUACUUCCCAGGAUGGUGUGGCUGUGAGCCCCGGUCAGUCAUUCUUUCUCAAAGAAGGUAAUUACGAACUUCCCUUUCAGGCAUUAUUACCUCCAGAAACUCCUGACACAAUUGAGGGACUACAAGCUGGCUCUGUUCUUUACAGAUUUGAAGCUCAUUUGGAGCGUGGUAGUUUUAAAACGCCUUUUACCAAGCACAAGUAUUUGCGAAUCUUCCGCACAUUAUCACCCAACAAUAUGGCAGUUGGUGAGGAGAUGAGUGUGGGAAAAAGUUGGCCAGAUAGAUUACAAUAUGAAAUAUCCAUUCCUAGUCGCGCAAUACCGAUAGGUGGAGUUACCCCUGUUACGGUGAAACUGUACCCUUUUCAGAAGGGUUACAGACUGAUUAAGAUAGAUGCCAACCUCAUCCAAUACUAUGCAUUUAAGGACCAGAAUAAUCAGGUAUAUGACGAUCAAUCAGUCGUCUUCCAUCAAGGAAUGACAAAUUUUGAAGACCUGCCUGGUUGUGAUUCGUCCAGAGGCAACAUCAUAACCGAUAAACUUAAUCUGGAAUCCUCCCUUAUGUUUCCGCAAAGCCUUAAGAAGGUUACUCAACAUUGUGAUAUUGAGGGUGACUCUAUUAGAGUUCGUCACAAACUGAGUAUCACAAUAUUCUUGAAGAAAAAGGUCGGAGACGAGGACAAAACCACAGAGAUAAAAGCUAAUCUCCCGAUUUUUCUUUAUGUGUCACCUCACGUACCACUUAAUGGGCGCCUUGUAUUGCUGGACAAUGCAGGUAAAAUCCACUUUCGGUCUGGCGAAGGUGUACGUCUCUUCGAGAAACAGCAGCUGUAUGUCCCGAAUCUCAGCUCUCUGAACAACGUUCAUAGGCUAAAUGAUGGCUCGUUAUCGGUAAGCUACUUCCCGGAAGAAGACACUGAAGCUCCACCCACAUAUGCAAAGCAUAUGUACGAUCAGCUAUAUAACUAUGCUGAAGACGCGGGAAUAUGCCAAUCAUCUGAAUUGGGGCGUAGCGGGACUUCUACUCCUAAUGUGUAUCAUGCGAUUCUCAGGGCAAGGUCUGAAAGCCAUUCAAUUCUCGACAAAAUGGUUGAGCCGAUGCAAGACUUGUCGCUAGAAGAACUGAAUCGUGUUCCUUCGUAUGAUCAAAUUGGUGAAGAUGCGGAAGAUGAGCCAGCUCUUCCUCUGGGUGAACUUACACCUUCCUACGAAAAUUCAGGUUCUGCUUCAAUUUCCAGAGCAGAUUCGCCUGUAAUUAUCGAUGUUGUCGGGCGCCAGCCAAGGCAUACUCUACACGGAGGUCUUGCUCACUUUGUGCGUGGUCACUCUACUUCAGACUCAAGUGGAACACCCAUCUCGUCAUCUAGCUCCAACCUGCCAUCAAAGUCCACUUCAAGCUCACAUCACUGA